Molecule: messenger RNA, 1830 nt
Organism: Notodromas monacha
Lineage: Eukaryota; Metazoa; Arthropoda; Ostracoda; Podocopida; Cyprididae
Source: the annotation of a GenBank genome assembly
UCCAACGAGGACAUCAUCUUGCUGAUUAAGAAUGGAGAACAUGACGAUUUCGGGGCGGAAAAGCUUCGAGGUCUGCUGAAAAUCUUGCCGGAAAUGGACGAAGUGGAAAUGCUCAAGAGCUUUGACGGAGAUAAGGCCAAAUUGGGAAACGCGGAGAAAUUUUUACUGCAAAUCCUUGCAGUGCCCAGUUACAAGCUCCGCGUGGAGAGCAUGUUGCUGAAGCAGGAGUUUGCGAGUCAGAUGGAGACCUUGGAACCGGCCAUAAACGCGAUCAUAGGAGCAGCUGAUGAACUGAAAUCCAGUCGACGUCUUCAAGAUAUUCUUUACAUGAUUCUUAUCGCCGGGAACUUCCUCAAUUCCGGAGGUUAUGCAGGAGAUGCAGCGGGAGUCAAAAUGACGUCUCUUCAGAAACUCACGGAUAUUCGAGCAAACAAACCUGGCAUGACAUUGAUCCAUUAUAUCGUUAUGGAAUGUGAGAAGAAGAACAAGGACCUUCUGAAGUUGCCGGACGAAUUCGGGUGCCUUGAAGAAGCUUCGAAAAUCUCAAUCGCUCAGCUUACGUCCGACAUCCAGAACCUCGACGGCAGAGUGAAGCGCAUCAGUCAGCAGCUGAAAAAUACUUCUCCUCCUGAUUUGCAGUCGCAAAUGGCUCAGUUCAUUAGUAUUGCUGAACAAGAGCUGGAUGGUUUGAAUCUUGACCUCCAAGCACUCGAACGAGUGCGAAUCGAACUCGGAGAGUUUUUCUGUGAAGAUCCGGCAAUUUUCAAACUCGAAGACUGUUUCAAGAUCUUCCAAAACUUCAUUCAAAAAUUCAAGCAAUCGAUCCAGGAAAAUGAAAAGCGCAGAGAUCAAGAAUUGCAGGCCGAGCUUCGAAAGAAACUUAGGGAAGAUACAACGUUGCGGAGAAGGCCUAGCUUUGGGCAUUCAGCCACUUUACCGAGGCCGUCCUCAAUGGGAUCUGAUUCAGAUUCGAAUAUUAUGGACUCGUUGCUAUCAGAUAUUCGCUCCGGUUUCCCGAGAAAAGGAGAUAAGAAGAGCAAUGUGUUCGGAAUUGAUCAAGAUGUGAUCACUAACCUCCCUGCAACUCCUCGACUUGUACGUCGAAAAUUUCCCAGCACUGGACAGGAUCCUGUCGCAGCGUCAAACCUUGCUGCUUUGGAUUCUGGAUUGGGUACCAGCGGCGAGAAUCCUGAUGUCACUCCGAAUGGCACGAUGCGCCGCCGCCGCAGCAAGAUCCAUUCUGAAGAAGAAGGGAAUUUGAUGGACUACUUGCGUGCUGGUGGUGUUAACCCUCCCGAUCCUAUCCCUGAACGCAAGGAAAAACGAUCCUGGGGCGGAUUACCUGCUGAAAUGUACGGGUCAUUGGACAGAUCCUGGGCUAGACGGAAUGCGGGCGGUGUGGCGAAACCGAGGCCUGUUCUGGCAGCAGGCGCCUUCGACAACCGGGAGAUUGCAGAGGCGGAACCGCAAAUUGCGCAGCAGCCGGCAGCAGCGACGGAACAAGUUCAAUUGCCUGACGAGACCAAUGCUAACAAACCCAAAGCAGCUCGUCGUCGCGCAGGAGCAGGUUGGCGCCCCACAGUGGAGUCGACUGACGUGUUGGGCACCAUGGAAGCCAUCGAAGACGAAGGCUCCAAGCGUGAGAAGAGUGACAAGGCGGCGGGUUGGCGGAAGGGUUCGCCCGACGGGCCCGAGACACCCGUGGAAGCCCAGCAGAAGAAGAUGAUGCUCCGGAGACUCAUUUCCAUGGGAAAGGAUGCUGAAGACCGCGGCAUCUCAGCCUUACAGCCUUGCCAUGCAGCCUGGUUUCAACGCGGCUCUUGGAAAUGA